UAGGGGCAGUUAUGAGUGGAUGGACUAUGAUUGCCUUUCCGCUACCGUUCUUAGAAAUCGAUGCAACGGACGUUGUUGUGAGCACUCAACUGUACGUUUUAUCUCGAGAUGCGGCAUUACGUGCAAUGUCUGAGCAGAGCGAUGACGUCAGGAAACUGUUAACGGCUUUGGUAUUUUCUCAAGAAAAGUUGAAACUUCAAGCAAGAGUCGGUGGAUCACUGCAUCUAACCUGGUCUUUAAUGAUAAAGACGUUUGCUCUCGUCGCGACCAUCAUUGUUGUUGCCGACGAACUUAUCUCAAGCGAUGACAGUUCCGGGGAGAAUUUUCGGAACUGCACCUGCAACUGCUUGUCAGCGUGAACUGCAGAU
Messenger RNA from Paramacrobiotus metropolitanus, 368 nucleotides. RefSeq lists its product as uncharacterized. NCBI's taxonomy places the organism in Eukaryota, Metazoa, Tardigrada, Eutardigrada, Parachela, Macrobiotidae. Bases 12 to 359 code for a protein of 115 amino acids. The record is from RefSeq and is a predicted model, not a curated record. The transcript is spliced from 4 exons.